AUGAACGAUGUAGAUUGGAAAAGUUUGCUCAUAGGCAACACUACACGACGAAGGGCGAAAAUUAUUCUUUGGCUAGCCUGCCAUGGCAGACUAGCAACCAAGGACAGGUUGAUGAAAAUAGGUGUGAUUAAGGAAGAGAAUUGCAAAUUUUGCGAUGAUAGGGAGACACUGCAGCAUCUGAUGUUUGAAUGUAGUGGUACAAAAGGGAUUUGGGGGGCUGUUUUGGACUGGCUCCAUAUUGAUAAAGUUGUUCAUGGCUGGGGCCCAAGUGAAAGAUUGGGCUAUAAAAUCUGCAAGAGCAAGAGCUGGAGAAGACAUUUCUUUAAGGUUGCACUGGCUGAGACAGUGUAUGCUGUGUGGUGUAGUAGAAAUAGCAAAGUAUAUUGUAAAAGAAAUUUGGAUAGAAACAUAGUUGAUCAAAUUAUAGAAAAUAUAGUUAAUAGGGUUUUGGGCAUUCCUAAACUUAGAGAGAAACUAGCUAUUCUUUUGAUGUAA
Messenger RNA from Vicia villosa (hairy vetch), 495 nucleotides. RefSeq lists its product as uncharacterized. The coding region runs from base 1 to 495 and encodes 164 amino acids. The transcript has a single exon. The record is from RefSeq and is a predicted model, not a curated record. NCBI's taxonomy places the organism in Eukaryota, Viridiplantae, Streptophyta, Magnoliopsida, Fabales, Fabaceae.